GAUGAUGAGAUUUGCUAUCCAUAAGUUUUUACUAGUUUUAUUCAACUUAUCUUGGCAUCAACUUAUCAUAUAAUAUGAAGCAUUUACUCGCUCUUUUUUAACCAGUUUAACAGCGAAAACAUAAAGUUACCCAAAACCGUCAUCAACAUCAAGACAGUCGUCACAAUGAUUACCAGUAAAUUAAAAUUGUAAUCAAUAAUAAAUUUGAAUCAGUUGAAAAUUGCCAAGCAAAUUGCAAGUUCACCUGAGAAAAUUUUUUACUUCAUUCAAUCAGAUUCUCAAAGCUAGACAAUUGGAGAAGCAAAAAAUGUGACAUUAGUUUAAUUUGUGUCUUAAGUGUCUAGUGAUUAACUGAUCAACCAAUUUACCAACCAUGGAACCAAAUGAUUUGAUUGAAAACUUGAUUCUACCCACAACCAUGUCACCCUUUUUGCUGAUUAAUUCACGUUCAUCUUCAUCAUCCAGAUUCUCUGAUUACAUUCAACCCUCAUCGACUCUUUACAUUGACGAAUCAUCUUCAUCAUUGCUACUACCAACAUCAACAUCAAACCCAACUCAGACCAACUCGACGGACCAAGAGUCUCGCUGGCUUCAAUCGGAACCUCUACUCAUCCCAGUCACUGUACUGUACAUAUUGAUACUCUUGGCUGGUGUCAUUGGUAACAUUUCAACGUGCAUUGUCAUUGCUCGAAACAAGUACAUGCGAACGGCCACCAACUAUUACCUCUUUAGUCUGGCCAUAUCUGACCUUUUACUACUCAUCUGUGGUCUUCCCCAAGAGUUGUAUCUCUUGUGGCGACGUCGACCCUACAUUUUUGGUGAAUUUUUCUGCAUCAUUCGCGGCCUCUCAUCUGAAACUUCCUCCAAUGCCUCAGUCUUGACCAUAACUGCAUUUACCAUUGAACGUUACCUGGCCAUUUGUCAUCCUCUCAAGGCUCACACAAUGUCCAAGUUGUCUCGAGUAAUUAGGUUAAUCAUUUUCAUCUGGAUUUGUGCUCUUCUCGGUGCUCUCCCUUUAGCUCUACAAUUUGGCCUUAAAUAUGAUGAAAACAUUAUCGAUGGUUCAUCUUCAAUCUCGGCCAUUGAAUCAACCGCCGAGUGUACAGUUAUAUCACCAAUUAAACACUCUUUUGCUAUUUCAUCGUUAAUCUUUUUCAUUAUCCCAUCACUUUUACUGACCGUCCUUUACCUUUCAAUUGGAUUACAUUUAAGGCAAAGUGAAGCUCUUAAACGUAACCAACCCGACAAGUGUAACUGCUGUAGUUGGUUUAAAUGUCGAUCCCAGCUACUCAAGAGUGCAACCCAAGGGUUGAGACAUUCACCAAGCAUCCAUUCCAAUAAUGUUGGUGAAGAUGAAAAUGAACAGGAGGAAGAUGAAGGGGACAAUAACAAUUGUGAGAGUAAAAAAAGUGUCCACUCGAGUAAUAAUUUUGUACUAGCCAAGUAUCACACAACUCUGUUGACCAGAAGUAGUUCACUUUAUUCAAAAUUUAAACCUUCACCUCCUUGUAUCCGUUAUACCGAUUCAAGAUCACCAUCAAAUCAUCAUUUACACAACACUAACCCUCACCACCAUAGUCACAAUAAACACAAUAAUCAAACUCAUCUUCACCAUUCUCAUUACCCACAUCACCACUAUCACAAUGAAUCCAGUGCAUCCUCAUCAUCUAGACGAGCAGUCAUUAAAAUGCUGGUUGCCGUUGUUGUGGCUUUCUUCAUGUGUUGGGCACCUUUCCAUGCUCAAAGACUCAUGGCUACAUAUGCAUCUGGCUCGACCCAGGCCGAGAUCGUUAUUUAUAACCUGUUAACCUACAUCUCUGGGAUAACUUAUUACCUUAGUACAACCAUCAAUCCCGUUCUGUACAGUAUCAUGUCAAUCAAGUUUCGCUCUGCAUUCAAGGAAACUUUGGGCUCAUGUUGUCGUAAGUCAACCUCUGACUCUGAUUUGGGUAAGUUUGCACGAGGAUCACGUUCAUCGUCACGGUUCAAUAGUACCCUUAAAUCAACCCUUGGACCCGAGACUGAGAUUAUAAUUGGCCCAUCAGAUUCAUUUAACGGUUCCUUUACUCGUCACUAAUCCAACAGUCAAUCCAUCACUGUCUUGUAACUCUCAUUCAGUCCAACAUUUUGUUGUCUUCUACGCCUUCUCCAUCAACUUUCCCCAUCACCAUCAUCAUCAUGUUCAUGUUCAUUGUUAUUCCAUCUCUUGUUCUUGUUCUUGAUCUCUCUUCUCAAUAUUUUCCCAUGAAAAAUCUUCUUCCCUUUCAAGCAUCAUGAAAGGCAAGAGAAGAGAAAAAAUUUUCAAUGUAAAUGAACAAGUGAAAGGAGUGAACACAAAACCGAAGAUCAAAGCAACAGUAAAACAAACACGAAAAAAAGUGAAUAAAGACUUUCAGAAUUGGAUAAUUGAUUGAGAAAUCAAAUUUUAUCCUGAAAAGUUCCAUCCAAUUAAAGUUGAUAUUUAGUUAUUCAGAAAACUAUUAGAAUUGUGAUAAUAGAAUGAAAAAUAAUUUACUAAUUACAGAUGCUAAUUAGCUGACAAUAAUCAAUUUCGAGACCAAAGUUUCCGUUGAAAGGGCAAAAUUUUCAAACUGCCUCAUUAGAUGAUAAAUUGAAUGAUAAUCAAAUGUCAACAUUCAACUUUUAAUUUAUUUGAAAAUUUAUUCCAAAUUCAGUGUUUUCUGUGUUUUCCGUUUCAUUUAUAUUUUGUUCCUGCAAUUUUGUAUUGUAUUUAAAGUAAUUUGUUUUGCUCACAUUUCAACCUCAUUUUAUCCUGCUUGUAACUCUGUUAUCAAUGAUGAUCAAUAAAACCCUUUGAAAUUUGUUUAUCGUUGUUGUCUGUUAAUUGUUGUAUUGUUGAUGUCAAAUGAAAUAAAUAGUCUCUUUUUUUUCAUGUUAAAAGUUC
This is a messenger RNA of Tetranychus urticae (two-spotted spider mite), 2905 nucleotides long. RefSeq names its product pyrokinin-1 receptor-like. Gene Ontology annotation, cellular component: plasma membrane. Gene Ontology annotation, molecular function: neuromedin U receptor activity. Gene Ontology annotation, biological process: neuropeptide signaling pathway. Lineage: Eukaryota; Metazoa; Arthropoda; Arachnida; Trombidiformes; Tetranychidae. The record is from RefSeq and is a predicted model, not a curated record.